Salvelinus namaycush (lake trout) is the source of this 2045-nucleotide messenger RNA. RefSeq names its product adaptor related protein complex 4 subunit mu 1 (gene ap4m1). NCBI's taxonomy places the organism in Eukaryota, Metazoa, Chordata, Actinopteri, Salmoniformes, Salmonidae. The record is from RefSeq and is a predicted model, not a curated record. Gene Ontology annotation, cellular component: trans-Golgi network; clathrin adaptor complex; cytoplasmic vesicle. Bases 165 to 1574 code for a protein of 469 amino acids. Gene Ontology annotation, biological process: protein targeting; Golgi to lysosome transport. The transcript is spliced from 16 exons.
UGCCAGUCAACAAACACCAAAUAAGAAUUGACGCGUAAAUAAACGAUGGCUAGCUAGCCAGCUAGUUACAAAUAAUGUGAUACCUAUCUUCUUAGAGUUUACAUUUCGGUCAACGUAGGGAUUUUGGUAUUUUGCAUUAUCAAGUAGCUAAGCAACCAUCCUGUAUGAAAGCAGUCACGAUUGGAGUCACAAUUCCUGGACAAGUAACGUUAACGUUAAGUAGAUUGCUAUUUGGCUGCUGGAAGAUGAUAUCCCAGGUGUUCAUAUUGUCCUCCAAAGGAGAUCACCUCAUCUACAAAGACUUCCGUGGUGAAGCUGGAAAAGAUGCUGUCAACAAAUUCUAUGAGAUGGUCACUGCAUUGACUGGUGACCAGCCUCCAGUUGUAAUGAAACACAAGGAGCUGCAUUUUGUUCACAUCAGACAGGGAGGGCUCUAUUGGGUUGCCACGACGAAAGCUGAUGCCUCUCCCUUCACCAUCAUCGAGUUCCUAAAUAGAUUAACAGCCUUGGUUAAGGACUACUGUGGUUGUCUGUCAGAGAAGUCUGUCCAGAUGAACUUUGCUCUCAUUUAUGAGCUGUUGGAUGAGGUAGUGGACUUUGGUUACAUCCAGACGACCUCUACUGAUAUCUUGAAGAACUUCAUCCAGACUGAGGCGGUCAGCUCCAAACCCUUCAGCUUGUUUGACCUCAGUAACGUGGGGCUGUUUGGAGCAGACACCCAGCAGAAUAAAGUGGCCCCCAGUGCAGCUGCCACACGGCCCAUCGUGUCAAGUCAAGGAGAACAGGGAGGCAAAAACGAGAUAUUUGUGGAUGUGAUUGAAAGGAUGUCUGUAGUCAUUGGUGCCAAUGGAGUUCUGAUGAAGGCAGACAUUGAGGGAGAGAUCAGAGUGAAGUGUUACAUGCCAAGUUGCUCAGAGAUGCGGAUUGGACUGAAUGAAGAGUUCAGCAUAGGAAAGUCCCAGCUGAGCGGUUAUGGGGCAGCUGUUCGUGUGGAUGAGUGCAGCUUCCACCAGGCUGUCAGGCUGGAUGAGUUUGACACCUACAGAAUCCUGAAAGUGUGUCCCAGCCAAGGAGAGCAAACAGUGAUGCAAUACCAGUUGUGUGAUGACCUGCCCACAGCCCCUCCAUUCCGUCUAUUCCCUUCUAUAGAGAGGGACAGUGGUGGCAGGUUGUUGAUGUACCUGAAGCUGCGGUGCGACCUGCCCCCAAAGAGCGCUGCUAUUAAUGUUUCUAUUACAAUACCGGUACCCAAGGGCUCGCUUCGUCUCUCUCAGGAGUUGAGCAGCCCGGACCAGAGUGCUGAGCUGCAGCCAAAAAACAAGGCUGUCCAUUGGGAGAUCCCUCGCUUCCCUGGGGGAGCCCAGCUCUCCGCCCUGUUCAAGCUGGAGGUCUCUGGCCUUAGCUCUGCCUCGUUACAGGAAGUGGGACCGGUCAGUCUGAGCUUUGAGCUGCCGAAGUACACCUGCACAGGACUGCAAAUUAGAUUCCUCCGCCUGUCCCCGAUACAGCCUGGACCGUCGCAACGCUGGGUCCGCUAUGUAACCCAUUCAGACUCGUAUACCAUCCGUAUCUGAUACGGACAUACAGUACACACACACACCAUUGAUCAGUCAGACUCUGGCUUACUCUCAAUGCAGAUGUGAACCCUGAUCUUGACUGCCUGAAAACGUCAAGGGACUUUUGUAUCAAAUGUUUAUUCUGUAUAUGGUGGAGUGACCCAAUACAAAUCUACUACAUCAAAAAGUUACCCAUACAUUUCACUAUUGUCAUUAUAUUAUGUCAUAUGGGAAAUCAUUCAGGAAAGUCUAUGAAUGUGCAUAAAAACAUAUUCAGCACUUUUGAGUUUCUGUAAUGCAGGGAUAAUCCGGAUCAAUAUACAAAUAACCAGGACCAGCCCCUGGAGGUCUGCAGAGGUACUGCAGGGGAUCCACAGCUAGAUAAAAAGUAUGUGUAUAUAUACAGUACCAGUCAAAACACCUACUCAUUCAAGGGUUUUUCUUUAUUUUAACUAUUUUCUACAUUGUAGAAUAAUAGUGAUGACCUCA